UCAAAACCGGUUCCACAUGCGACCCUAUCUCUCAGAUGAGAAAUCUAGGCUGCUUUCGAGCUUAAUCGUCACAUUGGAGGUGAAGCGGAGCGAUCCGUUAAUUCAAAGGGCUCCUGCUCCUAGGCCCUCCCAGUUUAUUCGUUUCUUUAGUCCUUAGGACUCUUGGUGAAGUGAGCGCAGAAAAUGGGACCCAGACCGAUGGAGAUGCGUCCCACGCACAGGGGCGCAGGGCCCGAGAAAGGCGCGCUAGUCCUUUAAAGGGGAUGUGCCAACCCGGGCCUGCGGGAGGAAGUCAUUUGGAUCAUACAGCAGAUGUCCAGUUACAUGCCUGGGGAGACACCCUGGAGGAAGCGUUCGAGCAGUGCGCGAUGGCCAUGUUUGGUUACAUGACAGACACCGGCACUGUGGAGCCCCUCCAGACAGUCGAAGUCGAAACCCAAGGAGAUGACUUACAAUCUCUUCUCUUUCACUUUUUGGAUGAAUGGCUUUAUAAGUUCAGUGCUGACGAAUACUUCAUACCCCGGGAAGUGAAAGUACUUAGUAUUGAUCAAAAUAAUUUCAAAUUACGGUCAGUUGGGUGGGGAGAAGAAUUUUCAUUAUCUAAGCAUCCUCAGGGAACGGAAGUCAAGGCAAUAACAUACUCAGCAAUGCAGGUGUAUAAUGAAGAAAAACCAGAAGUUUUUGUCAUCAUUGACAUUUAAGAUGCCAAAUAAGAAAACGUGAAAGAGACUCCAAUGAAAAGAGUCUUCCUUUUAUAGAAGAUACCAUAAUAUAACUCCUACUGUAUCAGUUGAUUGUGGAAAUGGACUUUGUUGUUUUCUUAUUUUGUUUGUUUUUUAAUUUGAAGCGUGACUCUCAGAAGUGAAACUGUCAGGGCACAGCAUUGGCCUAUGUUACUCAAGUGUUCAAACGUUUAAAAAUUCCCCCAUGGCAAGCAUGGUUCCCCAUGUGUUGACUCUCAGAUGCAGCAGCAUUCUGCCUUUCUGGUGGGAACACAAGCCCCGAAGCCUGCUCCCCAGAGGGCUCCCACAUUUAAGCAGCACCCCAGGAAGCCACACAGCCUUCCAGCUCAUUUGAAUCCACUUUGGAAGAAAUGAAUAAAAAAAUAUUUUUAGAGAAAGAAUAAUUUGAGAAAACCAACAUCCAGUAUUUUUCUUUUCUUUUUUUUAAGAUAUACUUUUAUUUUUAUUUUUAUUUUUUUGCUUUUUGGGUGACACCCAGCGAUGCACAGGGGUUACUCCUGGCUCUGCGCUCAGGAAUUACCCCUGGCGGUGCUCAGGGGACCAUAUGGGAUGUUGGGAAUCAAACCCAGGUCGGCUGCAUGCAGGGCAAACGCCCUAUCCGCUGUGCUAUCACUCCAGCCCCUAGGAUUUUACUUUUCUUCCACAUUUUUGAGAUAUAUAUAUCACUGUAUCACUGUCAUCCCGUUGAUCAUCGAUUUGCAUAUAUAUAUAUUUAUAUGGACAUUAAAAACAAGUUGUGGUUUGUUUUUGUGUGUGUCUGUAUGUGUGUUGGUGCUGGGUAUCAAAUCCAGGGCCUUACAUGUAUAAACACAAGUGUUUUGCCACGAAACUACAUGUCUAGCCCCCAAAGAACUUGAGUUUAAAUUUUUUUUUUCUUUUUGGGUCACACCCGGCAAUGCACAGGGGUUACUCCUGGCUCUGCACUCAGGAAUUACUCCUGGCAGUGCUCAGGGGACCAUAUGGGAUGCUGGGAAUCGAACCGGGAUCGGCCGUGUGCAAGGCAAACGCCCUACCCACUGUGCUAUUGCUCCAGUCCCUGAGUUUAAAAUUUUGUUUUUCUUUUUUUUCCUUGGAUCACACCUGGCGAUCCCCUCAGGAAUUACUCCUGGCGGUGCUCGGCAACCAUAUGGGAUGCCAGGGAUCGAACCCGGGUCUGCCGCAUUCAAGGCAAAUACCCUACCCACUGUACUAUCACUCCGAACCCGAGCUUGAGUUUUAAAUUGUGUAGGAUAGAGGGGGAUAAUGCCCACCAACCUAUAUUCCAUUUGGUUUUCUUAGAAGAGAUAAUUAUAUUUGAAUAAUUGAAGACUUUUCUAGAAAAAGC
Sorex araneus (European shrew) is the source of this 2067-nucleotide messenger RNA. RefSeq names its product zinc finger and BTB domain containing 8 opposite strand (gene TSLIG1). Bases 264 to 701 code for a protein of 145 amino acids. The transcript is spliced from 7 exons. Gene Ontology annotation, cellular component: tRNA-splicing ligase complex. Gene Ontology annotation, biological process: tRNA splicing, via endonucleolytic cleavage and ligation. NCBI's taxonomy places the organism in Eukaryota, Metazoa, Chordata, Mammalia, Eulipotyphla, Soricidae. The record is from RefSeq and is a predicted model, not a curated record.